Hermetia illucens (black soldier fly) is the source of this 528-nucleotide messenger RNA. RefSeq lists its product as uncharacterized. Bases 1 to 528 code for a protein of 175 amino acids. Lineage: Eukaryota; Metazoa; Arthropoda; Insecta; Diptera; Stratiomyidae. The transcript has 3 exons. The record is from RefSeq and is a predicted model, not a curated record.
AUGUAUAAAAAAUGGUUGUCUUCCUCGUCACUACGUCAAAUUUGCAAUGGGCAAGCGUCAGCCAAAAGGAAGUUGCGUUCGAGAAAAGUGUGUUUUUGGUGGAAAAUCACUUUUUCGGGAGAUGUUUAUCCGUCAUGUUCGAAAGGAGUUACUGUGAGCAGUGUAUGCAUUGCCGCCACCACCCCCAUCAUUACGGCCUCUUCCUCACACCACCAUAGCGCAACUGAUAUCAGUCGAAUAACAAAAGUAGUGAGGGUGAAUUGGGUUGCCAAGUUCCAUAGGACUUGCUGCAGAUAUUCUUCUAGACUGUUGAAAGACGGUAAUACUGGAAUUAACAAGAACUCUACCGGUCAGAGACAUCCAUCCGUACAAAUCCACCAAGUUAGAGUGUAUGUUUCGCAAGGGUUGUAUGUGCGUAUGAUUUGCGGCACAUAUGGGGGAGGUGACUUAAACAUUUCUCCAAUUUCUCAUCCUCGACUUUUUUUGGAAUAUGUUAUGGCACUGCUACCGUCGCGAAGAACGACAUGA